UUCUAUAAAACAGCUACUACCGCAAUUCCCUUUUUCUAUCUUGCCCUCACUAUAGCCAGACUCAAUACUCUCAUCUUUUAGACACAUUCGACCUAAACUUCAGUCACAUACGGUUGUAGAUCUCGAUACAUUCCUCGUUCAGGAGAAGGUUCACACAUAAAAUCUCAACUACUGUCCUCACCAAACCUCCUCACAGAACAACAUGUUUCUCAUUACCAUCUUUACCGGGGCCGCUGCUCUUUUGCUCGGAACUGAAGCCAGCGCCGUGCCCCGUCAGGCCAUCGCAGACCCGCACAUUACCAACUUCCGGAUCUGGAGCGCAGAGGGCUGUGCUCAAGAGGGCAACCUCGGCGUGUGGACCAUCACCACGUCGCAGACCAAUGUUUGCCAGCCGACAUUUAAUGCGCCGGGCGAUGAUGUCAAGUCGAUCCGUCUCAACAGCCUCGUCGACGGUUGCGAAGGUUAGCACCUUAUCCCUCUU
Messenger RNA from Colletotrichum destructivum, 481 nucleotides. RefSeq lists its product as uncharacterized. Bases 203 to 466 code for a protein of 87 amino acids. The record is from RefSeq and is a predicted model, not a curated record. The transcript has a single exon. Lineage: Eukaryota; Fungi; Ascomycota; Sordariomycetes; Glomerellales; Glomerellaceae.